CUGCUCUCGUCUGAGGAGGAAACCAGAAGACAAGGUCUAAACGCACGAACAGGACUAAGACCGAGACUAAGAUCAAGACCAAGACUAAGAUCAAGACUAAAACUAAGACCAAGACCAGGACCAGGACCAGAGCUCCAGACUUCUCCGGACCAGUACCUGCAGCAGGACCAGAACCAGGACCAGGACCAGGACUCCAGACGUCUCCGGGCCAGUACCUACAGCAGGUCUCAAGGCUCUUCUCUGGGGGGGUCCUGUGGAGGUGAUGGGGGCCCAGGCCUCCUCUCUGGAGGGGGUCCAUGUGGUGGUGGUGGGGGGGGGCUUCGGAGGCAUCGCGGCCGCUCAGCAGCUAAAAUCUCGAGGACUUGACUUCACGCUGAUCGACAUGAGAGACGCCUUCCACCACAACGUAGCCUCACUGCGAGCCUCCGUCCAGCCCGGCUUCGCUGUGAGGACCUUCAUCCCGUAUGCUGAGACGUUUGGAGAAAGCUUCGUCCAGGGCCGAGUGGAACGGGUCGACACUGAGAACCAGAGGGUCGUCCUGCGCGGAGGGAGGGAGAUCCAGUACUCCCACCUCAUCCUGUGCACCGGGACAGACGGACCCUUCCCCGGGAAGUUCAACAAGGAAGCCUCGUAUCAGAGCGCGGUCCAGGCCUACGAGGGCCUGGUGGAGCAGGUCCAGAUGGCCGACUCCGUGCUGGUGGUCGGAGGAGGGUCGACUGGGGUGGAGAUGGCAGCCGAGAUCAAGACGGAGUACCCUCACAAGAAGGUAGUUCUGAUCCACUCCAAGGCCGGUCUGGCCGACGUGGAGCUGCAGCCCAGCGUCCGGCGUCAGGCCAAAGAGGUCUUACUGGAGAAAGGAGUGGAGCUGGUUCUGGGCCAGAAACUGAGCGGCCUCUCAGAGCUGCAGUUCAACAUGACCAGGAGGAACAUGGAGGUCUCCACGGACCGAGGCCUGACCCUGACCACAGACCUGCUGCUCUGCUGCACCGGCUGCAGGGUCAACUCCUCGGCCUACGCAUCCGCCUUCGCUGACUCGAUGGCCGAUAACGGAGCUCUGAAGGUGAACGCUCACCUGCAGGUCGCCGGUUUCUCCAAUGUUUACGCUGUGGGCGACUGCGCUGAUGUCAAUGAACCCAAGAUGGCGUACCACGCUGGCCUCCACGCCGCUGUCGCUGUUAGCAACAUCGACAACAGCGUGAGAGGGAAGGAUCUGACGGACUACCACACAGGUAAUGUCACCAUGCUACUGGCGAUGGGGCGGGACGACGGCGUGGGCCAGUUCAACGGGUGGCAGCUACCACGCUUCCUGGUGACGUUGGGGAAGAGUCGCGAUCUGCUGUUGUGGAAGAGCUGGAGGGAGAUGAACCAGACGCAGCCAUGACCCGACCCAACUUUAUGAAAACUAAAGAAGACACAUCCCCUUUCUUCUGCGUCACCACAACGUCUGCCUUGAAGCUAGAUUACAUUAGCCUAGUUUCUCUAACCAGCUAGUAGCAGCUACAUUGCUUACAUACUAACACUAACCAUGAACUGAUAUCAGCUAGCCAUUAAACCAGCCUUAAGUUAUUUUCUUUGCAAAUUGUUGUGUUUGACACCUGUGCUCUAAAGAAACCAUCCCUGUGACUAGAUGCUAACAUGCUAACACUCAGCGUUGUCUUAAUGUCCAGAAACAUGCGGCUAAUUUCUUGUUUCAUUGUCUCUAAAGCUACAUGAAGCUGUGAGUUAGCAUUAGCCAGAGAGAUGCCAGCAUUAAAGAAUUGAUAUGAUAAAUUGUGUUUUGUACAAACUUUAUUGAGCAGCUCAGAGCAGAAAUCUUUAGAGAAAAGAUAAAUUACAAAUGUAAAAACUGAGUCUUUAUUAUAUGCAAUAAUAAAUAAAAUAUUUAACACACA
This is a messenger RNA of Mugil cephalus (flathead mullet), 1892 nucleotides long. RefSeq names its product apoptosis inducing factor mitochondria associated 2 (gene aifm2). Gene Ontology annotation, molecular function: electron-transferring-flavoprotein dehydrogenase activity; flavin adenine dinucleotide binding. Gene Ontology annotation, biological process: positive regulation of apoptotic process; apoptotic mitochondrial changes. Gene Ontology annotation, cellular component: cytoplasm; mitochondrion. The coding region runs from base 263 to 1381 and encodes 372 amino acids. Lineage: Eukaryota; Metazoa; Chordata; Actinopteri; Mugiliformes; Mugilidae. The transcript is spliced from 10 exons. The record is from RefSeq and is a predicted model, not a curated record.